AUGUUCGACUUCUACUCCUCUUUCUUCUCCAGAUUCUAUGCCUUGUGUCACUUUGCAACUCUGUUAGGGUUUUGUGACUCUCUCGCUGAUCCUUUUAAUAAUCGAAUAAUUCUGAAGCUGAAUCUUAGCCACAUGGAAAAACAAUCUGGAGAUCUGUUUGGAAGAUGGUGCCAAAGGCUCAAGUUUGAUUCUGAAGAUCACAAAAGUAAACACCAUAGAUUUUCAGAGAUUGUUCUCAGGUCUUUGCUCUCACAUGAAGCUCCGGUUCUAGAGAGUUUGAAGUUGGUAGUUAGAGAUGAAACCGAAGCUUUAGAUGUUGGAAUAUGGAUUGGAGUUGCAUUUGCACACAAUCUGCGUAAAUUGGUACUGGAUCUUCACAAUGAGAAGGAUGUAUUAGCAAGAGUUCCGAGUGUUGUGUGGAGCUGUAGCAAUAAACUCGAGACCUUGAAGUUAAGGAAUUCAAUUCUUUUGGAGUUUCCUUCUCGGGUCUCUUUCAGUUCCCUUAGGAAGCUGGACCUUGAGUACGUGGAAUUCAAAGACGAAGCAUCUAUCUCCAAACUUUUCUCCGGCUGCACUAGUCUUCAAGAAUUGUUUGUGGAUCGACAAAGCAAUAUCGAUGUGAAGACUUUCACUAUUGCGGUGCCGUCAUUACAAAGACUAACCGUAGUUGAUGACUUCCCAGGAGAUGGGAAAGGAGGCUAUGUGAUAAACUGCCCUUGUUUGAAGUAUUUGAGCAUCAAAGGGUUUGAGUGGAUCGAGUUCUGUCGGAUUGAGAAUUUGCCAGAGCUGGUGGAGGCAAAGAUUCUGGGCGUUUCACAUGAGAACAUUUUGGUAUCUUUAACUUCAGUCAAGAGUCUUUCCCUACAUUUAUCACCUUUUAAGGAGAUAAAGUUUCCUAUCUUCCACCAGCUGGUUUCUUUGGAGCUAUUUACAGGAAACGGAUGGAAUCUUCUUCCGCUCAUGCUUGAUAGUUCUCCUAAUUUACGAAUCCUCAAGUUUGUCGAUCCAGGCUGGUAUAACAAAGGGGGUUAUCCUGUGGGCUGCGAAUGGAGUCAACCGAUAUGUGUACCGGAAUGUCUGUUGUUCCAUCUCGAGAAAUUCGUGUGGACAAGAUACGAGUGGCAACGAGAAGAUGAGAAAGAAGUGGCCCUCUACUUCCUUAAUAAUGCGAGACGGUUGAAGAAAGCAAUUCUCACCACAAAACCUAUCGAAAUUGAAGAGCUCAAGAAGUUGGAGAAGAGACGUGAGAUGCUGAAGCAGUUGGCUAGCGAGGUCAAGUCUCCAAACUCAUGCCAACUCGUGUUCGAAUAUGAGACGUUUACUUGUAACAAAAUCGGUGGUAAAAAUUUUAGAGGUAGAGAUAUUGUGAAUGAAGACAGAAUCAGUGAGUUGCCUGAAGAGUUGCUUCUUCAGAUAUUGUCUUCAGUUCCGACAGUAGAUGUCAGAGCCACGAGUGCUUUGUCUAAACGGUGGAGAUCUCUUUGGAAGAUGGUGCCAAAGCUCAAGUUUAAUUAUGAACGUCACGAAAGCAAACACCAUUCAUUUUCAGAGAUUGUUUGCAGGACUUUGCUUUCACAUAAAGCUCCGGAGCUAGAGAGUUUGGAAUUGGUAGUUAGAGAUGCUGAGGCCGAACCUUUCGAUGUUGGAAUAUGGAUGGGAAUUGCUUUCGCACACAAUGUGCGUGAAUUGGUAUUUGAUAUUCGGGGAGAAGAGCCAGACACAUAUUCGAGUGUUUUGUGGAGCUGUAACAAUAAACUCGAGACCUUGAAAUUCAAGAAUUCAAUGAUUUUGGAAUUUCCUUGUGAGGUUUGUUUCAAGUCCCUUAGAAAGCUGCACCUUGACAAUGUGGAACUCGAAGACGAAGAAUCUGCUUCCAACCUUUUCUCCGGCUGCACUAGUCUUGAAGAUUUGGUUGUGAAUCGAAAAAGCAAUUCUGAUGUGAAGUCUUUCACUGUUGCGGUGCCAUCAUUACAGAGACUAACCAUAGACGAUGAUUCUGAAUCAGGACAAGGGGUUGGUGGAUAUGUGAUAAAUGCUCCUUCUUUGAAGUAUUUAUUCCUCAAAGGGUUUUGUAAUUACGAGUUCUGUCUGAUUGAGGAUUUGCCAGAGCUGGUGGAGGCAAGGAUUAUGGAUGUUUCUUAUGUUGACGAUGAGAACAUUUUAGCAUCUCUAGCUUCAGUCAAACGCCUUUCCCUACACAUAUUACCCUUUCAUCUGAAACAUCCUCCUACUGGAGUUAUGUUCCAUCAGCUGGUUUCUUUGGAGCUAUUUAUACAACACGGAUGGAAUCUUGUUGAGCUCAUGCUAGAUAUUUCUCCUAAUUUACAAACCCUCAAGCUUGUCUAUGCAUGGAAUUGGGACAGAAGUGAUAGUCCUAUCGGCUGCGAAUGGAGCCAACCGGAGUGUGUACCGGAAUGUUUGUUGUUCCAUCUUGAAACAUUCGUGUGGACUUAUUACAAAUGGAAACAAGAAGAUAAUAUUGAAGUGGCCCUUUACAUCCUUAAUAACGCGAGACGGUUGAAGAAAGCAACUCUCACCACAAAACCUAUCGAGUCUCAUAGGGUCAAGAAGUUGGAGAAGAGACGUGAGAUGCUCAAAAAGUUGGCUAGUGAGGUCAAGUCUCCAAGUUCAUGUGAACUUGUGUUCGAAUGUGAGAUGUCUACGUGUAACAAAAUCGGUGGUAAAAUUUUGAGAGGUAGAGAUAUUGUGAAUGAAGACAGAAUCAGUGAGUUGCCUGAUGAUUUGCUUCUGCAGAUAUUGUCUUCAGUUCCAACAGAAGAUGUCAUAGCCACGAGUGCUUUGUCUAAACGGUGGAGAUCUGUUUGGAAGAUGGUGCCAAAGCUCACGUUUAAUUAUGAACGUCUCAAAAGAGAACGCCAUAGAUUUCCAGAGAUUGUUUGCAGGACUUUGCUUUCACAUAAAGCUCCGGAGCUAGAGAGUUUGCAUUUGGUAGCUAGAGUUAAUUCCGAAGCUUUAGAUGUUGGAACAUGGAUGAGAACUACUUUUGCACGCCCUGUGCGUGAAUUGGUAUUGGAUCUUCGCAAUCAGAGAAAAGUGCCAGUCAGUUUAACGAGUGUUUUGUGGAGAUGUAGUAAUAAACUCGAUACCUUGAAGCUCAAGAAUUCAAUUAUUUUGGAAUUUCCGAGUUGGGUUUGUUUCAGUUCCCUUAGAAAGCUGCACCUUGAGUAUGUGGAAUUCAAAGACGAAGCAUCUGUUUCCAACCUUUUCUCUGGCUGCACUAGUCUUCAAGAUCUGUUUGUGGAUCGAAGAAAUUAUUAUAUGGAUGUGGGGACUUUUCGUAUUGCGGUGCCAUCAUUACAAAGACUAACCAUACGAAUACUAUCUUGUUACUCAGGACGUAGGGAGACUCGUUAUGUCAUAAAUGCACCUUCUUUGAAGUGUUUGAGCAUCAAAGGGUCCGAGUGGAUUAAGUCCUGUAUCUUCCAUGAGUUGGUAUCUUUGGAGCUAUUUACAGGACAAGGAUGGAAUCUUCUUGGCCUCAUGCUCGAUAGUUCUCCUAAACUGCAAAUCCUCAAGCUCACUGACCCAUCUAUGUAUACCAAAAAGGAUUGUUCUGUGGAGCGGGGAUGGAGGAGGAGUCAACCAAAAUCUGUACCGGAAUGUUUGCUGUUCCAUCUUGAGACAUUCGUGUGGACAAGAUACGAAUGGCAACUAAAAGAUGAGAAAGAAGUGGCCCUAUACAUCCUUAAUAACGCGAGACGGUUGAAGAAAGCAACUCUCAGCACAAAAUCUGUUUGGUCUUAUGAGCUCAAGAAGUUGGAGAAGAGACGUGAGAUGCUCAAACAGCUGGCUAAUGAGGUCAAGUCUCCAAGUUCAUGUCAACUCGUGUUCGAAUAUGACACGGUUCCUUUUGAAUAG
Molecule: messenger RNA, 3879 nt
Organism: Microthlaspi erraticum
Lineage: Eukaryota; Viridiplantae; Streptophyta; Magnoliopsida; Brassicales; Brassicaceae
Source: the annotation of a GenBank genome assembly